Messenger RNA from Laetiporus sulphureus 93-53, 1706 nucleotides. RefSeq lists its product as uncharacterized. Lineage: Eukaryota; Fungi; Basidiomycota; Agaricomycetes; Polyporales; Laetiporaceae. The record is from RefSeq and is a predicted model, not a curated record. The transcript is spliced from 4 exons. Bases 1 to 1440 code for a protein of 479 amino acids.
AUGUCGGAUGCCACCGCAUACGUUCUCUCGGACUGGGAGAGGACCACCUACUACAACGGUAUUUCUCCCGACCAUCCUGAGCUGCUCUUCCGCUCAGAUCUCAUCGAAAAUCCCUUCCCCAUCCCCAAGGGCAGACACCCUCAUCUCCCUACCAAGACCGUCCAUGGUGUCUUCAACACGCCGCUCAACGCUGUCUGGGGCACUGUCGCUCCCCAGAUCUGCGAGUUGUUGAAGGCUCGGAAGAUUCGCUACUCAGCCAUCAAUACAGCUCGUUUCGUCACCCACGGCGAGGACGGGAAGGACACUCUCGGUCCCGUCGUGAUUUGGAUUGCGACUCAUCCCACUACCACCACCGCCGAGAACGCGCACGACGCUUCCCCGGACAUUCUCGCUCUCCUCAAGGCCAAUGCAGUCGAGGGUGUGGUGGUCGAAUGGUACGAGGGAGCCGUAGAGAAGCUCAUAGAGAACAAGGACAAGUGCGGCAUAUCUAGGGCCAAGGUCCUCGGCGUUACCAACUGCCACGUUCUCCACGUGGAUACCACCGUCGAAUACGAGCUCAAGGACGCUGGCGCACCUCCCCAGCACGUUCGACUUGCCAAAUUCCGUCGAUUCCAGCGCGACCUCGACGAGAUCAAGGCCUGCAUCGGUGGCUACGGAACAGAUGCCGACCUCUUGGCUAGGGAGAUUGUUGAGUUGGAGGCGAAGCCGAAGAGCGAGGACCCGGAGGAGGCGGCGGAGGACGAGGCGGCCGCGGAGGCUAAGCGGGAGAAGUUGGCCAAAGUGAAUAAGGAUAUCGGCGUACCCGAGGCCUUCUACAAGGACACCAACAAACAGUGGGGCGAUAUUGCGCGCCGAAACAUCGGCCACGUCGAUUGGGCUCCCGAGAUCUUCGUCGACGUCCAGGAUGCGGCGAAGUUCAAGGCCCAGUUCAAGGGCAACGUCGUCGAUUUAGGAUCCAAGUUUACUCCCCGGCAACUAACCGACAUGUUCUACCCUCAAAGUGGCAGUAGGACGACGUUCAAGUUCCCCACGAAUCGCCAGCUCAGGAUCAGGGGUUGUGUCACGCGCGAUUUCCUGGCUGUUCCCGACUGUUUCGACAGCAACGGCGUGCCCUGCCUUAUUGUCAUGAAGGACGGUAACACCACCGACCUCACGGUUGGACGCUACGCCGGCCUGGAGGCCUACCUUUGCGAUGACCUGGGCGUCGAGUCCAUCGAACUCGCCAUCCAUAACUACGAUAAGCAGUCCGGCCCAUUCCGCGCCAAGGGCGACUCAGGCUCGCUCAUUUUCGAUGGCGAGGGUCAUAUGGUCGGUAUUCUUCACUCUGGGAUGCCGAAAGGCGGGAGCAACCACGUCACCUACGCCACCCCCGCCUGGUGGGCCAUCGAGCAACUCAAACUCAAGUAUCCGCACGCCGACUCCGACCGCAUCGCCUUUUAAACGCGAACACCAUCGUCAAUCAUAUGCUCUCCCAUCUCCCCGCUCCUUCUCCGUCUACGAUUUGUUUGCUUCCUCGGCGCUCGGUUAUCUAUUGGUUGGUUAUUGGUGCAGGCAGGUGCUUUUACAUCAGGCAUGGACUCUUAAUCUUUUAAAAAGCAUGAAGUUUGGCGUACUAUUGUCAUUAUUUUCUUUGAUUCAGUAUAGAAUAAAUGGUAGUAUAGACGGAGCAGUGAACUGUCUGCAUCCAAAAUGAAGUAUUUCUGUCC